Messenger RNA from Acanthamoeba castellanii str. Neff, 1926 nucleotides. RefSeq lists its product as uncharacterized. The transcript is spliced from 8 exons. Lineage: Eukaryota; Discosea; Longamoebia; Acanthamoebidae. The record is from RefSeq and is a predicted model, not a curated record. The coding region runs from base 1 to 1926 and encodes 641 amino acids.
AUGAGCACACCAGCGACGGGGAAGAAGUUCAUAGUGAUCGCACCCGCUGCCACGAAUGACCGGCGAAAGAAGCUCAACGAGCGGCGGGCCACGGCCAAGCCCUCCAGAGAGGAGGUUGCCGAGAUGCGCCGAAAGAUGAAAGAAGAAGACGACGACGACGACGAUGAAGACGAGGACGAGGACGAAGACGAGGGGGGAGAGCAAAAGAACGAAAGAGAAGCCAACAACAAGAAAAAGAAGAACGAAAGCGAAGGAAGCCCGCGGGGGAGGGUGACCGCGAAGGAGAGCGAGGAGAAGCGGGAGGAGCUGCUGGCCAAGGCCACCGAGCUGAGGGCCAAGGGCCAGGAGCUGCGGGCCAAGGGCCUGGAGAUCAAGAGCCAGAUGCGGCGCCGGCUCGAACGCCUGAGCAGCCUCCAGCAGCGCUCCAUGGAACGCGGCCGACGCCUCACCAUCGACGCCUACCAGGUGGACAGCAUUGCGGCCAACAUUCUCAAGAAGGAGGUGCAGAAGGGCGGCGAGGACGCGAAGCCGCUGCGCGGGAUUCUGAAGCGGGCGAUCGAGCGGAAGAAGAUCCAGCAGCGCAUGACCCUCCGCGCCGCCUCUCUCCGCGAGUACGAACAGAAAAUGGCCAAAAGCGUUCGGUGGGACUUGACGGAGGCGCAGCAGGUCAAGGAGAGCGAGCGGGAGCGGAUCGAGCAGGAGAAGAACGACCUGGAGCGGCGCGCGCGGGACGACCGCUCGUCGCUGGUCAAGCUCGUCCUCGAGAUCCAGCGGCGCGAGCUCGAGGACCGCAAGCACCUCGAGGAGAAGCGCAACAGGAGCGCCAGAAGGUACGAUGCGCAGGAGAAUCUGUAUCAGCGCGAGUUGGAGCUGCGUGAGAUCGAAGACCAGAUCAAGUUCCUCGAGCAGUUCGAAUUCGAAGCCACCCAGGCGACGGAGGAAGAUCAGGAGAUUGUGCGGCUGCGGGAGGAGAUCAAAGCGCUGGAGACGGAGCUGCUGGAGAACAUACGGGUCGAGCGCGAGCGGCGCCAGCAGCAGCAGGAGCAGGCGGCGGCGUCGGGUGGCUGGCAGCCGGCCGUCUCUCCGCGCGAGGAGGAGGAGGACGAGGAGAUGCGCAGCCUCAAGGAUGAAAUCCUCAAAAUGGGCUUGGGUGCGUCGGAGCUUCAGGAGGCGACUGCGGUGGCGGUGGCGGCGACGGCGACUGCGGCGGCAGCGACGGAGGAGGACGACGCGGUGCCCGAGGAGGACGAGGAGACGGAGCGGGCGGUGGCGCAGCAGCUCGAAAUAGAAGAGGAAGAGCAAAGAAAGAAGCAGGAGAAAGCGAAAGCGGAGGAAGAAGAGCGAAAGAGGCAACAGGAGGAAGAACGAAAGAGAAGAAAAGCGAAGGAGGAGGAAGAGGAACGCGAACGCGAAAGCGAACGAAAAAAGAACGAAGCCGCCGCCGCCGCCGCCGACGAAGCGAAGAGAAAGGCCGAAGCCGAGGCCGCAGCCGCCAACAACACGACCACCACCCCGGCCCCGAAGAGGGCCGUCAGCCUGCCCGACUCCUCGCCCUCCUCGGCCCCGCCCCUGUCAUCGUCACCCUCGGCUCCGGCCCUGUCUUCGUCGUCGUCGCCUUCAUCAUCGACGUCGACGCCUCCGUCGGGCUCGGCGGUGAGUCGGGUGGCGGGCGCGGCGCGCGGGGGCCGGCGGGCGAGCGCGGGCGACAAGAAGAGCGGCGGCGGCUUUGGCACCCUGACGCGGGGCGACGCCAAGGGCCUCCGCGCCAAAUGGGAGUCCAUCAGCGCCCCCUCGUCCCCCUCCACCCCGCCCGCCGCCGCCGCCACCGCCACGUCACCCGCCGCCCGCAAGUCGCCCCUCGCCGGCGCCUCGUCCGCCUCAUCUUCAUCUUCAUCGCCCUACAAGCCAUCGUCGUCCUCUUCAUGA